AUGGAUCUGCCCGAAAGAUUCCCAGCAAGCAUGGUCUUGAGCCGAGUUGCUGACCACCUCCGCGAUCGCUAUGGCGACCUUACUGUGGCUCUUCCCAUUAACCAUAUCGGGUACGAACAAGCACUGGCCGCAACUAUGCACUGCGUGCGCGGGCUUCCUGGACAGAUCGUUCUACCCCUGUCCGGCGAGCUGCCCUGA
Molecule: messenger RNA, 198 nt
Organism: Penicillium cinerascens
Lineage: Eukaryota; Fungi; Ascomycota; Eurotiomycetes; Eurotiales; Aspergillaceae
Exons: 1
Coding region: 1-198 (65 amino acids)
Source: RefSeq, a predicted model, not a curated record